CAGAGCGCGGCAGCCCGGCGGGGUGGGAGGCAGCGGCCGCCGCUUUCGCUUUUUGUUUUAGGGGCGUCCCGCCGAGCUCGGGGCUGCCCCCCCCUUCCUCAGCCCGACAGGAGGACUGGGAAAGAUACCCAAAGCUGUGACUCUAACAGAGCCCUGCGUGUCUUGAAAAGGCCCCAUUGAGUUUGUCCCAUCAGCAAGGUUGUGCAGCGUGAGAACUGCUGUUGCAAAACUACCAGAUUCAGCCUCCUGGGGAGCCUUUCUGGCUAAGCUUGUUGUGGUCAGUUUUCAGUUCUCUCUUGCUCCUGGACCUUGUUCCAAAUUUGAUCUGCUCGAGAGGGAAGCCUGUUAGCAAAGGAGCUUGUCUGGAUGCUGAAUACUUUGUAACUGGUUGUGCCUGAAUGCAUCAGCCUUUGGAUGUGAGCAGCAUCUCUUGAAGCAGUCUUGUGAUAUCCUAGCUGCCUGUUCUCUUGGGAUCUGAACCAUGUCCCAUCCUUCCUGGCUGCCACCCAAGAGUACUAACGAGCCAGUUGGUCACGUUGCUGCAAGGAUGGAGACCACACACACCUUCGGGACUCCCAGCAUCUCGGUGUCCACCCAGCAGACACCAAAGAAGUUUGCUCCUGUUGUUGCCCCCAAGCCAAAGUACAACCCAUACAAGCAACCAGGAGGUGAUGGGGACUUCCUGCCUCCACCCCCACUUCCUGUGGAUGACCUCGGGAACAUCACAUCAACACAAGGUGCCUUCCCCCCUCCACCCCCUCUGGAUGAUGUUAGUUUCAAUGUGCAGGUGAAUCCUGGUGGCAAGACGCUUGAGGAGAGACGGUCCAGUUUAGAUGCAGAAAUCGACUCUCUGACCAGCAUCCUGGCCGACCUAGAGAGCAGCUCUCCUUACAAACCUCGGACUCAACAGGGCUCUGGGACUCCAAGCAGCUCUGCUGCCACCACCCCAUCCGUGUCCACCCCUGUCACUGGCCAUAAGCGGAUGAUCAUUCCCAACCAGCCUCCCCUCACUGCCACCAAGAAGUCCACUGCCAAGGGCCCCGGGCAACAGGCGCCCAUCCCGGUCACUCCUGUCGGCACUCUGAAGCCACAGCCGGUGCCAGCCUCCUACGCCACGGCCUCCACCCCCAGCCGCCCGGCCUUCAACAUCCAAGUGAGGACGGCCCAGCCCAGCCCUCACUACCAACCCCCUGCCCCACAGCCUGGGCACUAUGGCAGCCUUGGGCCCGGGCAGCCCUAUGCUCCCCAGCCCGCCCGCCCGCCCGGAGCCCCACACUAUGGUCCUCCGCAGCCCCAUGGGCCUGAUUAUGGCUACACCCCGCAGCCUGGCCGGCCCUCAGAGCCUGCCUAUGGCUACACCCCUCCACAGGGCCGCUACCAGGACCCCUACUACGGGGGGUACGGGGGGAGGAAUGGCUCCGAAGCGCCCUACGUUCCACAGAGUUCCUGGAAGGCUGAGACAGCGUAUCCUGCUAGUAACACCAUGGGCCAGGCUCACCCUGGGCUCUACCAGCCACCAGGCACUAAGAAGACCUACAUCACCGACCCAGUGCUGGCCCCACAGCCACCCAUGCUGCAGCAAAAGAGUGGAUAUGCAAGCUCUGGACCUCCAUCAAGCACUCCUGCCUUCAGGCCUGAGGAUGAGCUGGAACAUCUGACCAAGAAAAUGCUGUAUGACAUGGAGAAUCCCCCCUCUGAUAACUACUUUGGUCGCUGUGCCCGCUGUGGGGAGAAUGUUGUUGGGGAAGGCACUGGCUGCACAGCCAUGGACCAGAUCUUCCACGUGGCAUGCUUCACCUGCAUGACGUGUAAAAGCAACCUGAGGGGACAGCCUUUCUAUGCAGUGGAGAAGAAAGCCUACUGUGAACCCUGCUAUAUUAACACUCUGGAGCAGUGCAGCGUUUGCACAAAGCCCAUCAUGGAAAGGAUUCUCCGAGCCACUGGGAAGGCCUAUCAUCCCCACUGCUUCACCUGUGUGAUGUGCCAUCGCAGCCUGGAUGGGAUCCCCUUCACCGUGGAUGCUGGUGGGAACAUCCACUGCAUCGAGGAUUUCCAUAAGAAAUUUGCACCAAGAUGUUCGGUGUGUAAGGAGCCCAUCAUGCCAGCCCCAGGACAAGAGGAGACUGUACGCAUUGUUGCCUUGGAUCGUGAUUUUCAUGUCCAGUGCUACCGGUGUGAGGACUGUGGUGGCCUCCUGUCUGAAGGGGACAACCAGGGCUGUUACCCUCUGGAUGGGCACAUCCUUUGCAAGACCUGCAACUCUGCUCGGAUCCAGGCUCUGACUGCCAAGGCCAGCACUGAUCUCUGAGUAUCAACUGUGAUCCUCCCCAGGAUGCCCAUUGGGGGAUAUUGCACAAGCUUUGCGUGAUUUCUUUCCAGUCUAGGGUCUGAAUCUCUCUUUUUUUUUUUCCUUUUUUUUUUUUCUUUUUGGUUGG
This is a messenger RNA of Calypte anna (Anna's hummingbird), 2435 nucleotides long. RefSeq names its product LIM domain containing preferred translocation partner in lipoma (gene LPP). The transcript is spliced from 14 exons. Gene Ontology annotation, cellular component: focal adhesion; stress fiber. NCBI's taxonomy places the organism in Eukaryota, Metazoa, Chordata, Aves, Apodiformes, Trochilidae. Gene Ontology annotation, biological process: cell-cell adhesion. The coding region runs from base 482 to 2308 and encodes 608 amino acids. The record is from RefSeq and is a predicted model, not a curated record.